Messenger RNA from Sinocyclocheilus rhinocerous, 7861 nucleotides. RefSeq names its product coiled-coil domain containing 88C (gene ccdc88c). Gene Ontology annotation, biological process: cytoskeleton-dependent intracellular transport; cytoplasmic microtubule organization. The transcript has 30 exons. Lineage: Eukaryota; Metazoa; Chordata; Actinopteri; Cypriniformes; Cyprinidae. Gene Ontology annotation, cellular component: cytoplasm; centrosome. The record is from RefSeq and is a predicted model, not a curated record. Bases 406 to 6378 code for a protein of 1990 amino acids. Gene Ontology annotation, molecular function: microtubule binding; dynein light intermediate chain binding.
AGCACGUCACUCUCCUGUGCUGUUCGUGCGGGUGCAGGUUGAAUGCGCGGCGACAAAGUAACUCCAGCAAUCGCUGAGAGUAAAUGGAGAGAAGUUGAACUUUAAUCGCGCAAGUCCGCAUAGACCAUAGUGUUGUAUUUUUUAUGUAUCCGUAACCUUUCACUAUUGGGAUUGUAAGCCAUUUCAAAGUUUUAAAACUGUUACCUCAAAGGAUGUCUUUUUAUUUCCAGAAUGGAUUUGAUUCGCGUCCCCUGCAUUGUUCUGCUGUGGACAGUAGUGUGGAGUACCUAAAGCCUUAGAGGAGUCCGACACACUUUGUUUUUUAUUUCUUUCUUUAGACGCACCUUCAGUUGCAAACAAUUUUAACUCUUGCGUGGGUAUUUUGUGUGCUGUUUCCCCCCCAAAAUGGAUAUUACAGUGUCUGAACUCAUGUCUAACUUCAUGGAUUCGCCGCUUGUGGUUUGGGUCAAGACUUUUGGACCCCUUGGGUCCAGUUCAGAAGACAAGCUCUCCAUGUUCAUGGAUUUAGUGGAUGGUGUCUUCCUCCAUAAGAUAAUGACACACAUAGACCCAAGCCCCAUGAAUCAGCGAGUCAACAAACAAGUCAACAAUGAUGUCAACCUGAGAAUACAGAACCUCAACACUGUCAUCCGACACAUCAAAAACUACUACCAGGAGCAUCUUCAGCAGCUCAUCCUCAUGAACCUGCCCAAUGUGCUGGCCAUCGCCAAGGACCCAUUAUCAGGUAAAAGCAUGGAGGAGGUGAAGAGACUGCUGUUGCUGAUACUGGGCUGUGCUGUUCAGUGUGAUCGUAAAGAAGAAAUGAUUGAGAAGAUCAAGCUGCUUGACAUUGAAACACAAGCCGCCAUCGUGACGCACAUUCAAGAAGUAACUCACAACCAGGAGAAUGUUCUGGAUCUGCAGUGGAUGGAGGUCGGGGAGAUUCCUGCUGAGCAGUUGGACCCUCUGUCUCGGACCAUGGCCUUUCACCUACGCAAACUCGUAGACGAGCGAGAUGAGUCUGCUGAGCUGAUCAUAGAGCUGACCCAGGAGAGGGACUAUCUUCAGUCCCAGCAGCCUUCCAGUCUCUUGGGCUUUCCCAGCCCUGAGCACACAUCUCUAUCCCCCGUCACCCUACUGUCUAAAGAAGAUCGACAGCAUUUAGCUGUGGAGCUGGCUGACGCAAAGGCCAAACUCCGGCGCUCCCGCCAAGAGUUGGAGGAGAAGACCGAGCAGUUGAUUGAUGCCAAGAACGAGAUUGAGCGCCUGGAUGCAGAGAUGCAGAAACUCAAGCAGGAGAACAUGCAGUUACUGGCAGAGGCACGUUCGGUGCGGGCGUACCGUGAUGAGGUGGAUGCUCUGAGGGAACGUGCUGGAAAAGUGGAUCGCCUGGAAACCGAACUGUCUCGCUUCAAAGAGAAGCUAAAUGAUGUCCAUUUCUACAAGACACGCAUAGAGGAGCUAAGAGAGGACAAUAUGACUCUGCUGGAGACAAAGUCAAUGCUGGAGGAGCAGCUUGCUGGGGCCAGGGGGCGCUGUGACAAACUACACGAACUAGAGAAAGAGAACCUCCAGCUGCGCUCCAAAUUGCAUGAUAUGGAAAUUGACAGGGACAGUGAUAAGCAACGUCUAGAGGAGUUGCUGGAGGAGAACAUGUUGCUGGAGAUCUCUCAGAAGCAAAGCAUGAAUGAGUCGGCUCACCUUGGCUGGGAACUGGAGCAAUUGGCCAAGAACAAUGAGGUCAAUGAGGCCCGUAAGUCAUUUGUGUUUGAGCUGAACGAGACCGCAUCUAGCCGACUGUUGAAGCUGGAGAAGGAGAACCAAUGUCUUCAGAGCACCAUCCAGGAGUUGAGAGAGACCUCCAUUACCAUGGAAGAAGGUCACCUGCACGCACUGGAACUGGAAAGAGAGAAUCAGAGCCACAGCAAGAAGUUGGAGCGUCUGCAGUCCCAGUUGGAACAGGAGAAACAGACAACUCAGGACAUGGAGAACCUUGGAGAGGAGCUGCUAAAAGACAAACAAAGACUGGAAAAAACUCUAGAGACAAUCCAGGCAGAUAAAGACAGACAGAUCUCAGAGUUGGAGCAGGAGAAAGAGCACCUGACCCAGGCCAUGAACUCCCUCAGGAAACGUGCUCAGGUGAACAGCGAGGCGCGUGUGAGGGAGGUGGAGACAGAAAACCGUGUUCUCCACCAGACCAUCUCUGAAACUGGUAGUAAACUGGCUCGUCUGGAGGCUGAGAAACGACAGGUGACUAAAGAGCUCGACUCUCUCCGUGAACGAGGAGAGCACUGUGAGGAGUUGGAAAGGGAGGUAACACGUCUGGAGCGAGUCCGAGAACAGCUACAGAGGCAAGCUGCCUCCUUAAAGAUUGGCAGUGAACGCGCCGAGGCCCUGGAGCGUGAGAAUGCUACUCUGGAACAAGACAAUCGUCGGCUGAAGAAGCUGGCUGACACGGCGCAGAAUACCAGCCUGCGCUUGGCUGUUCUGGAGAAGGAUCACCAGCAACUUGAGGAGGAGAACCUAGAGCAGCGACGUGCCUUGGAGACCCUGCGGCCGGCUGCCGCUCGCCUUGCUCAACUACAGCAGGAACAUGCCGAACUAGAGCGGGAACACGAGGAGAUGUGCCGCACGCUGGAGGAGCUCCGCUCCCAGGCCAAGAGAAGCGAAAGACUAGAGAAAAACUACAGCAGUCUGAGCCAGGAAAACCAACGGCUCCAGCAGACCCUGGACAACAGCGCCACCAAGAUUCAGGGUCUAGAGGGCGAGCUGAAGCAGAAUGAGGCAGAGAUGAAAGAUCUGCGGCGAGAGUUGGAGGGGUUGAGGCAGAUGGUGUCAUGGGCGGAAGCAGUGGAGAAAGAGAAGAGAGGAAUGGAGCAGGAAUUGGGCCAGGUGGAGAAGGAGAAGAAGCAGCUGGAGAAGGAGACACGUAGGUUGAGGCAGCAGUUGGAGGUGAAGGAGACAGCGCUGGAAGAGAACUGCCUCAGGCUGGCUAGCAUGGAGAAAGAAAGCACGGCUCUCAAUAAAGAGUUGGGCUGCCUUAAAGAGGCUGCAGGGAGACUUAAAGAGCUGGAGAGAGAGAACAAAGACCUGCAAAAACAGGCCACCAUUGAUAAGAAGACUCUGGCCACACUAAGAGAGGAGCUGGUGAACGAGAAACUGAGGGUGCAGCAGCAGUGUAAUGAACUGGAGAAGCUGAGCCACGAGCUGGAGAAGAUCGGCUUGAACCGAGAGAAACUCCUACAGGAAGAACACAGCUGUGAAGACAAUAAAUAUAAGAUCCUGGAGACAAAGAUUGAGUCUGCACUUAAGAAGACUCUGGAGCUGAGAGAGGAGAAGAUCCAGAGCCUGGAAUCUCGGCUGGAGGAGAGCAGCAGCUUAAACCAGCAACUUCGCACUGAGCUCACCACUGUGAAAAAGAACCUGGAGGCCCUCAAGCAAAGGCAAGAGGAAGAGGCGGCUCACUCUGAGAUCUCCCAGCAGUCAUUGGGGCAGGAUAGAUCGAGGCCUAAUAAGGAGAAGUGGGAGACUGAACAUAGGGAGACCACAGCCGAACUGCUCAAGCUGAAAGACCGACUAAUCGAUGUUGAGAAGAAUAAUGCUGCCCUGCAGACAGAGAAAAAUCUUCUGAAGGAGCAGCUGAAGCAGUUAGGUUCCCAGAAUGCACAGCUCAACGCACAAACACUAGCUCUGCAGAAACAGGCAGCGUCCUUACAAGAGCAUAACACCUCUCUUCAUAAAGAUACUGCUAAACUGCAGGUGGAAAAUUCGACACUAAGCUCCCAGAGCUCCUCUCUCAUGGCUCAGUACGGAGCUUUACAGGCUCAGCUGCAAACUCUGGAGUCAGAGGCCGAGUCUCUUCAGAAACAGUGCGAGGAGGCGUGUACGGCCCGCGACCGGGUCACGCAGGACCACGAGCGCCUGCUUGCCGUGCACGAAAGGCAAGCGACUGAGUAUGAGCAGCUCAUGACCCGACACGCAGAACUGAAGGGCAACCAGAGAGCUCUGGAGCGAGAACACCGCGCACUGGAGAGCAAAUACACGGUUCUCCUGAAGCAGAAGGACGCUAUGGAGACACUGGAGGCGUCUCUACACAGGGACAGAGAGAGUCUGGGAGAGGAAAUUCACAAGAACACUCUUAUCCUGGGGGAGAACCGCAGUUUGAGAGAAGAAGUAGACAGACUGACACAGCCGCACAUGCAGCUGAGGCAGGAGUAUGACAGCCUGCAACUGCAGACCAAAGAACUGAAAACCUCUCUGAAUGAGUCCCAGCUGGAACUGAAUCGCUGGCAGGCGCGUUACGACCAACUGAAAGAGCAGCAUCAGGGCCUGGACAUCUCAAUGACCAAACUGGACAACCACUGUGAGCUGCUAAACCGUUUGAAAGGAAACUUGGAAGAGGAAAACCAUCAUCUUCUCAGUCAGAUCCAGAUGCUCAGCCAACAAAAUCAGACCCUGUUGGAGAGAACCAUGGAGAGCAAAGAACUUUACCAUGAAGAACAGAAACAAUACAUUGAUAAGCUGAAUUCUUUACGGCGACAGAAGGAGAAAUUAGAGGAGAAGAUCAUGGACCAGUAUAAGUUCUACGACCCGACUCCUAAAAAGAGCCGGCAUUGGGCUGGAGCCAAAGCAAUAGCGAAAUUCAUCAAACCUAAGAAAGAUAGUCAACGAGAACGAACUGACGCUCCACGCGAGAGAAUCCGAAGCGCUCCAGACAUCCCUCUGCCGGAGAUCCCCACAUGUAUGGACUGUCCCGAGAGCGCAACACCCCUUCCCCCUCCACCGCUGCCCCCCAGACAGUCACGUCUCAGUCUGGACUCCAUGAACAAUCACUCUGCAGAGGAGAAUCAUGUACAGUCCCCAACACUUUCACCCGCCCUCAACGGCCGAGUGUUGAACGACAGUGGAGGGUCCAGAGGCAGAGAGGGCUAUCGUUCAGUAGGGGGCGGUAGUGAGAGCAUGAACGGGUACGAAGAACUGAUCCGGUGGCGGGGCCGAGAGCCAGGAGCCACCUGUUCAACUCCACUGAGCCGCAACUCCCACAAUGCACCAGGCUACACGUCGUCCUCCAGCAUGCGGCCGGGACGCAGGCCAAAGGGAUUGGUCUCCGAGGAAGACUUGCACCAUCAUUCCCCAGAUGCUGGCUUUGGGAGCGGUGUCCAUGGAAACACAGGCCACCGGCCCAGCUCUGCUGAAUUCACCUCCAGCAGCAAUUCCCCUGUCAGCUCCAAAGGUUCUCUGGACUGCCUGCAGGGCCGAUCUGCCAGUCUGUCCAGUGAUGAUGUUGUCGGACUGGGACAUGAAGGCUCACGUCUCAGUCAGUCAUCUCUGAUUCCUCGGAGCUCCACCCUUCCCUGUGAUGCCCUGUCUGCUUCACGCUCUUCCCAGCGGCCCACCUCUCAGCGGCCAUCCUCUCCUGGCAGCGAAAUGGUCACCCUGGAGGAGUUCUUGCAUGAGAGUAACGCCCUGUCCCCACCCACUGUGCAGACAGGAAGUCGAGAGGAUCUGAUGACUGAUUAUUUCACCAGAUCUACUCGACCUGUCCCUCUGCGAGAUGGCGCUAAAACCCCCACCAAUUAUGUCACGCCAACCAUCAAGACUACUCCACCAGAACUAGAUGGUCGGGCCCCAAAACCUGGACACAGUGUCAAACCGAGCGUUCGGCUCACGGAGACCUCCACACCUCCUUCUCAUUCGCAAACCCUUCCUAACAGAGGAGCGGGACUGAGGUCUGCACCUUUGCAGCAGUCCAGUCCUCGCGGAGGUGUGGGCAGCAGCACCAGCCUGAGUCGUACAUUUAGCCUGGCCUCCGCAGACCUCCUCUGCUCCAACGGGCCGGACGCUUACCGUAACGAGGCAAAAUCUCCCAGCCAAAACGAAGUGGUGGUGAGGAGGUCUGGAGUAGUCAACAGAGAAAGACCGAUGUCCGCUAGGCUGGCUGGUUCUUCGCCGCUGCCUGGAAACCCAGGGCACAUAUCCGUGGACCCCCGCCGUCUAUCUCUCGCUCCACCGAGAGAUGAGUUGUCCCUAGCUAGUCCGCCUCCAGUGCACUCUUCGUCUAUGUCACUGCAGGCUGAACGGGAAUACGUUGGGAGCGGUAGCAGCAGGGCAGGAGCGGUCCGUUCUGGACCUGCUCAAACCCGAGCAGCCCCCCAUCGUGGUGAGGUGGCCAUGGUGUCUCCGGUGCGAGCCGUAUCGGCGCUGAAGGAUUUGGAGGAGGAACCUCGGGAGCAAAGGCAGGCAGAGUCGCCUGUGUUGAAGAAAGCAGACACUGCGGACUUAAGCUACGCCACCAAGGAGCAGCCCACCAGCAAGCCUGCUUCUCCAGACCCCAACAAUGACCCUCAGACUGUUUGGUAUGAGUACGGCUGUGUGUAGAACCUCAGACUUGGUUAAGAAACACGUAUGAAACUGCACUGUUAACAAAUAAAAGCCCCAGGCAGCUCUGGGAGACUGGUCAUGUCCUUCCUCUCUUAAGUUUCUCUAGGUGCUUCAAAGGCACCAGUUGCAUUUGAAGGUCUUGCACAUGUUCACACUGACCUGAAAACUAAUGUAUGGGGCACUUGAAUGUAUUUUCCCCCUUCGUAUCCAAUUGAAUGCCAUUGAUUUCCACAGCUCUCCGCAGCUCCAUGGCAGGCCAGUUCACGUUCUAUUCUGAAUGUGGAAAACAAACGUUGGGCUGUGUGCUAGGAGCCACUCCCAGCGUAAUUACUGAGUAGCGACUGCAUCCAUCUUUAGGAGGCGCAGGACAGUUGCAGGUCCAUCACCGAGACAGCCUCAUAGGGACCCAUUACGGGAAGCGGCCUCUCUCUCAUUCGCUCCCUGCUGACAUACCAAACAAUCUGCUCUUUUCUGCUUCUUGUGGGUGACCAUGUAUUCGCUGUAGGACCUGGGUUUGGCUCAGACUGCGUUCAGAAGCACGCAACACUGAGCCAGAAAGAGACGGACAGAAGAUCAUUGGACAUGAGAAUAAGAAAGCACCUACCUUGUGAUAUAAGGUGGAAGAAUGUAUCGGGAAUCGGUUUUGAGGGGGAAUCUGGAGUGCUGGACAUGUUGGCAAGUUUCACACAAGCAUUUAAAGUAGUACUAAUAAGAAAUUGAAGUUUAGUUUGGUGUUUUUUUUUUGUUUGUUUAGUUUUGUUUUUCCAACACAUUCAUUUUAUAACACUGCACAACUGUUCUUUUAUUGGUUUAUUUAUUAAUGUCCUUGAGACAAUUAAUGACACUUGUUUGUGUUGUUGUUCUGAAGUGUGUGUAUGCAAGUGUAUGCCUCAUUUUUCCAAAACUGCUUUUUUGUUUUGCAUGAUUGAUUGGUUAAGUCUGAUAAUGUUGAACACUGGAAGAACGUAGUCUGAUUAUAAUUUUAUUUUUCGUAAGAGAAGUAUGUAGGUAAAAAAGCCCAUGGAAUCCUGAAAUCCCUCACUCAUGUCACCAACCUAGCACCCCUUGUUCCUUGUCAGUGGUGCUUUUCUGCCAUCUCGUGUCACCAUCUCCAACUUCUGAUGGUCUGCAGGGGCUUUCACAAGUCAAAGGCAAGAGCUGAUCACCAAAGGCAAUGGUGUAUCUUCAUAGAAAUAUAUUUGGAUCAAACAUUCACACUGGGUGUGUGAAUAUAAGGAGAGUCUCCUGUUUGAAUGUGCACAACUACUGGUUAAAUGAUUUUAGAUAAACAGUUGUUUUUAUACACUACUGCACAUGAACAUAGAUCAGUGCCUGUAAGAUAUUGUGUUUGAUGCAAGGAGUAGAUACCCUAACAACCUUUUACACUUAAUGUUAAGUUUAUUGUGAAUGAUAGAAGCCUGUUUAGAGAAAGCUGUUUUCCAAAACCUGAACUCUUUGUAAUAAAGCUUUUUUAAAAUAA